CCCACAUCCUCAAUGUUGUCCUCUAGAGUCACAUUUCGCCUCCCUCGGCGAGGCUUGCGCACAAAGCAGGCUGUGCGCUGUCUGGCCACCGAGAGUAGAUUAUCGCCGGACUUUGUGCGGAUUGUGGAAGUUGGCCCCAGAGAUGGACUGCAGAACGAGAAGAAGGCCAUCCCGGUAGAGACGAAGAUCGAGCUCAUCGAGAGACUUGCCAAAACCGGCGUAAAGACCCUCGAAGCUGGUUCGUUCGUGCCCGCGAAAUGGGUGCCCCAGAUGGCAAGCACAUCAGAGAUCCUCACACAUCUCUUAAAAUCACCGCCCAAAUCCCCCCAUCCCAUCGCCUUCAACUACCUCGUCCCGAACAUCAAAGGUCUCGAGACUCUAGUGUCCACCGCCGAAUCCGAAGGCUUCUCAUUCUCCCCGGAGUCCGGCUCCCCCACGUCACCAUCAUCAUCAUCAUCAUCAUCAUCCUCUUCCUCCGCGCCAAACCACACGACCGAAAUCUCCCUCUUCGCAGCCGCCACAGAGGCCUUCUCCAAGGCCAACACAAACUGCACCAUCGCCGAGUCCCUCAAACGCAUCGAACCGAUCGUCGACCUCGCCAAGAAGAAGAACAUCCGUGUACGUGGCUACGUCUCCGUCGCCCUCGGCUGUCCGUAUGAAGGCCCGGACGUCGACCCGCACAAGGUGGCCGAGAUCACCGCCACGCUGCUAGAGAUGGGUGCUGACGAGGUGUCCGUCGCGGACACGACCGGGAUGGGCACCGCACCCAGAACGCAGCGGCUCCUAAAGGUGCUCACGGCGGCGGGUAUCGCGAACACGGAUCUUGCCCUGCAUUUCCACGAUACGUACGGCCAAGCGCUGGUGAACACGAUCGUGGGCUUGGAGCACGGGAUCCGGGUGUUUGACAGCAGUGUAGGAGGGUUGGGAGGAUGUCCGUACUCCAAGGGAGCGACUGGGAAUGUCGCGACGGAGGAUCUGGUUCAUACUCUCCACAGUCUCGGAAUGCAGACGGGUAUAGACCUGGAGGAGAUGUCCAGAAUUGGGGACUGGAUCAGCAAGGAACUUGGCCGGGCUAACGAUAGCAGGGUUGGCAAAGCGACUGUAAACAAGCUUCAAACAUAGUUUUUUUUUAUUUUAUUCCGGUUAUCUAUGCGCUCACCCCAGGCUUGUCUAGCGGGAGGCAGUUUUUUUUACGGGA
Molecule: messenger RNA, 1198 nt
Organism: Coccidioides posadasii C735 delta SOWgp
Lineage: Eukaryota; Fungi; Ascomycota; Eurotiomycetes; Onygenales; Onygenaceae
Biological process (GO): ketone body biosynthetic process; L-leucine catabolic process
Molecular function (GO): hydroxymethylglutaryl-CoA lyase activity
Source: RefSeq, a predicted model, not a curated record